AAAAGAAGAGCUGGAGCAAAACACGGAAGAGCUUUAGCUAGAGAGCUAGCAAGCUAACAUGUCAACGUAAAGUUUCCUAUUCGGUAGACCAUCUCUACUUUGUUUAUGUAAAGGGCGCAGUUUUGACUGAUACCUGCAGUGGUUACUAAAAGUGAUGUGAAGUUUUUGUAAAUAAGAAUAUAAUUGCUAUUUUAGCUUACAAUGUUUAGCAACUCGUAUCAGCUGCUGCCUCAGAGGGACUCCACAGGUCCGAGGACUCCUGGCUUGUUUGUUGACUGUGAUGGCUUCACACAGCACGGAUACCACAAAGGGCUUUCAUUUGAUAACAUGCCUGAAGUCUUUCAACACGACUUCACAGGCACAGAUACCUCUCAAGGAUGGCUUUCCUGGAUUUGCAACAUCAUUGUCAUCUUCCUUGUCUACAUCUUCACCUUUGUAACAUUUCCUAUAUCAGGGUGGUUUGUAUUAAAAACAGUGCCGAACUACCAAAGGAUUGUGGUGUUUCGUUUGGGUAGAGUUUGUCCUCCAAAGGGACCUGGUAUUGUCCUUGUGCUGCCCCUCAUUGACCAGUGGCAGAGAGUGGACCUACGCACCCGAGCUUUUAACAUCCCACCAUGCCAGGUGAAUACUCUGGAUGGCGGCGUGUUGUCAGUUGGAGCGGACAUCCAGUUCAGAAUCUGGAACCCUGUCAUGUCAGUGAUAUCAGUCCAGGACCUGAACAUUUCCACCAGGAUGGCGGCACAGAAUGCUUUGACCCACAUGCUGUCCAGGAGGAGUGUCCGGGAGAUUCAAACCGAGAGAGUCAAACUGGGAGAAUAUCUUGGGAUGGACAUAAAUGAGCUGACUCGCCAUUGGGGGCUGGAGGUGGACAGGGUAGAACUUACUUUGGGGUCUCUAAUAAAAGCACCAGAGCAGAGUCUCUCAGCACCCCUCAUCAUGCCUCCCUCUGUGCCUGGACUGGAGGGCCUCACUGGUCCCAUUCAGCAGCUGGCCAUGCACUUUCUGGGUCAGAGUGGCAUUUCACAGCCUAAAAAAGAGGACAGAGUAGCUUUCACAGAUGAGCUCAGCCAAGCCCCAGAGACAGCAGUGGCUACAGCGGAUUCUGUUGAAGAGCUGCUUGGUUGGUUGAAGCUCCAGCUUUCUGAAUCUUUGGUCCAGGAGGUCGGGGCUUGCUUCCAGUUUGAUAUCAGCUCCAAAGAUGGACAGCAUCACAGUUACUAUGUUGACUUGAGCCAAGGUAGUGGUGCAGCAGGAGCAGGAUCCAUGUACAGAGAACCAGAUGUGACGCUGAGUAUGAGUGAUGGUGACCUUCUGGCCAUGUUCCAGGGCGAGCUGCAACCAUUUGCCGCUUACACAAGUGGCAGACUGAAAAUCCAGGGAGACAUUAAGUCUGCCAUGAAGCUUGAUGAGCUCAUUAAGCUUCGUAAGAAGUGACUGUUAUAAUAACUUUUGUAUAGGUAUUUAUUAAACACCUUUAAUUGUAAAGCAUAUACUUUUUAAUGUAUGCACUAAGUUGAAGAAUGAUAUAUCUCAAUUAAAAAGACACAUGUCAAAGAGAA
Cheilinus undulatus (humphead wrasse) is the source of this 1559-nucleotide messenger RNA. RefSeq names its product stomatin (EPB72)-like 1 (gene stoml1). NCBI's taxonomy places the organism in Eukaryota, Metazoa, Chordata, Actinopteri, Labriformes, Labridae. Bases 202 to 1434 code for a protein of 410 amino acids. The record is from RefSeq and is a predicted model, not a curated record. Gene Ontology annotation, cellular component: plasma membrane. The transcript has 7 exons.